AUGUCAUAUAUAAAACCAGCAAAACAUGAUAAAAUUAAGGUAAAUAAUAAUACUCAUAACAACAUAAGAAUGAGUAAAAAACAAUACUCAAUGACUAUCGAUAAAUCAGAAAUUAUGCAAGACUUUAACGUCACACACACCGAGGCGGCCUUGAGGCUCUUAAAAAACAAUACAGCUGCCGGUACAGACAGCGUGUUACCAGAGUUCGUUACACACCUAGGACCAAAGAGUAAAUGGUUCAUGGGUUCUUUUGGCGAGGAUCAAUACGCAAAUCGAGGAGGCUCUACACGAUAUAUAAACUGCUGUGAGCAGAGCAAGUAUUUUCAUUAUUAA
Cinara cedri is the source of this 333-nucleotide messenger RNA. Lineage: Eukaryota; Metazoa; Arthropoda; Insecta; Hemiptera; Aphididae. The record is from the annotation of a GenBank genome assembly.